This is a messenger RNA of Lethenteron reissneri (Far Eastern brook lamprey), 2583 nucleotides long. Its product is annotated as 3-hydroxyacyl-CoA dehydrogenase type-2-like. Lineage: Eukaryota; Metazoa; Chordata; Hyperoartia; Petromyzontiformes; Petromyzontidae. Gene Ontology annotation, biological process: androgen metabolic process; estrogen metabolic process; fatty acid metabolic process. Gene Ontology annotation, molecular function: estradiol 17-beta-dehydrogenase [NAD(P)+] activity. Gene Ontology annotation, cellular component: mitochondrion. The record is from RefSeq and is a predicted model, not a curated record.
AUUGAGCACUCCUCACUCAACAUGGCGGCGAUGAGGCUGGUGAAGGAUGGGCUGGUGGCGCUGGUGACGGGGGGAGCGUCAGGGCUGGGCCGCGCCACGGCGGAGCGCGUGGUCCGCCAGGGCGGCCGCGCCAUCCUCGUGGACCUGCCCUCGUCAGACGGCGCCGCAGUGGCGCGCGAGCUGGGCGACGCCUGCGCCUGGGCGCCGGCCGACGUGACGAGUGAGGAGGAGGUGGGAGCGGCGGUGGCCUUGGCGCGGGAGAAGUUUGGCCGUCUGGACGCGGCCGUGAACUGCGCGGGUAUCGCCAUCGCCCUCAAGACGUACAACUUCAAGCGCAACACCGCGCACGGGCUCGCUGACUUCCAGAGAGUGCUGCAUGUGAAUGUGGUGGGCUCGUUCAACGUGAUCCGUCUGGCCGCUGGCGAGAUCGGGCGUAACGAACCAGACUGCUCGGGACAGCGCGGGGUCAUCGUCAACACGGCCAGCGUGGCCGCGUACGACGGGCAGGUUGGCCAGGUCGCCUACUCGGCCUCCAAGGGCGCCAUCGUGGGCAUGACGCUGCCGAUAGCGCGCGACCUGGCGCCCCAGGGCAUCCGCGUGAUGACCAUCGCUCCCGGCUUGUUUGCGACGCCGCUACUCAUGACGCUGCCCGAGAAGGUGCGCGAAUUCCUGGCGCGCCAGGUGCCUUUCCCCAGCCGCCUGGGUGACCCCUCCGAGUACGCGCAGUUGGUACAGUCCAUCUUGGAGAACCCCAUGCUUAAUGGGGAGGUCAUCCGGCUGGACGGCGCCAUCCGCAUGCAGCCUUGACUCGCGAGGGGAGCGGUGAGGAGCAGGUGAAAUCAAAGUGGACUUUCCCAACAACCUUGCCCCACUCCUCCACGCCACCACUUUCGUCCACGCAAAGUGGGUACGGUCCAUCGCAGAGUUGCGGGCAAUGGGACCGCGUGGCCAAUCGCAGCUUUGCAGUCACGUGGGGCUAACCGAGCUAAUUCGACGUGACCGCCGCGAAAAGAGGCUUCCGUUACGUCGCGUCCGAUUGGUUCGACGGGCACCGUGCGAUCGCUCCGCUGGGCGUGCGUUUGGCCACCUACCGCGCUGUGUGCCGCGGAGAUAUUUUCAUGGUUGCAGUGUCGUAGAAAGUUUGGAACGAUUUGGCGGGAUUGGCCGGGGGGGGGGGGGGGAGAAAAAAAUAGUUAACUCUGGACAGAUUUUCUGGGUUACAGAUGAAACCUUACUUACAAAACAAUAACGAUGAAAUAUCUCGAACGACGCUUUUGAUUCAUGAAACAUGUGUGCGCGUCGCACAUUUAAAUGAUUCCGAGCUUCUCACUCGUCGAGGGUCAGCGACUCUGUGGCUCUUGGCGACCCCGAAACACGUCGGCAAGUAAACCAAUCGACAAUAGAGACGUGACGGUAAUUGUUUUCAUAGUAUUAUUUACAUAAUUGCAUUGUUUUAUCCGGAUCAUUCAUCCUCUCCCCCACCUCAGCCAUACCCCGGAUUAUUGAGAGGUUGACUCUCGCCCUACCUACCUGUAAUUUCAGCCACAUUUGUACCAGGCAACAACCUCGUACGUCCAACAUUUCGCUUGCUUUUGCGUGUAAUUUCACGAUUAAUGUGCAACUGUGAACUGCUUAGGGAUUUGCUCGUAAUUGUCACGGGUUACUUUCGUUUCGCAAAAUCGCCUUUACACACCCUUGCAAAGGCUUCAUUAAAUCGUCGAUUCUCGCUUGAAAAGUUACGAACAUUCUAGUGCCUCGGGGUGUCACUGAAAAAAUAUGAAUUAAAAUUUUGGAGUUCAUAUCCCAUCGAAUUGUCAGAUGCAGUUGUUUUUAGGCAGAGAAAGGGAAUCGGGUCUUGAGUUUCAACUUGAACAGGGCAGAGAGAGUACGUGUGAAGUCUUGAGUAUUUGUGCGAGUCCGUGUGUCUCGGCGAAUUGCAUAAAUGUAUGAGUGUGUGUGAAUCUAUGGGUAUCAAUUCUGUGGGGCCUAUUUUCGUUGGAGUCUAUGUGUCUCUGUGAAUUAUCGUAUGAGUCUACGGGUCUCUGCGUGAGUUGCUCAGCAACCGCACCUCAACAACAAGAACGGUCAUCCUUGCACCAAUUGUUGCCUCCCGGCGGUUUGGUUCUGAGUGGUGCCUCCCAUCUGACUGGCCACCAUCGAUGUUAUAAAUUCAGUUGGUUGCCGAGUUCCCAUUUAGUUUCCAUCCACAAAGUACGCUUCUCAGCACCAAUCGCCGAGUUAAAAAAAAAAACGACAUCAGUUGCCUUGCAGAGUGCAUUUCACAAGAAAUCACACACGGUGCGUUCCGUAAACACAACGAACGAACGCUUACCUUGGGGAUAAGAGGACGUUCCGAGGCUAAGCCCAAUUUGGGGGAGAGGUCACGACCCCGAGGUUGGAAACUACUGGAGAUAUCGUCCGUGUGUCAGUCCGUCCGUCCAACGAUUCUGACUUUGCCUUUCCCCCGUGAACGUCGCUACAUCCAUUGGCCGUGGUUCACUUCGCGCCAAGCGUUUCGCGUUCACGAAUGAUUUGUAAAGAAUUCUUACGGAUUAAUAAAGCGAUAAAAUACUUGACGUGAAA